AUAAAAAGUUAGAAAUGAUAGCACACCAAGGAAUCCUGAAUGCACUGGGUGUACCUGGCCAUGGGAAAAUCCCCCAGCUCGAAGUCUGAAUGUCUGUUGAGUCAUUCUGUGUGAGGAAGCCAUCUGUUGUCUGUCAUUUUCUUCAGCUUCAGAACAAGAUCCUAAUCCUGACAAUAUGUGCUGCUGGGAUUGGAGGCACUUUCCAGUACGGUUACAACAUCUCCAUCAUCAAUGCUCCAGCCUCAUACAUCCAGAUGUUCAUGAACACCACCUGGCUGGAGCGCAUGGGUGUUCCCCUGGAGAGCAACGUCAUCCUGCUGCUCUGGUCCUUCACUGUCUCUGCCUACCCUCUGGGAGGCCUCACGGGGGCUGUGGUUGCUGGCCCCAUGGCCAUCAUGCUGGGCAGGAAGAUGUCCCUGCUGCUGAACAAUGUCUUUGUGAUUGUAGCUGCAACCUUGUCCGGCUUCAGCCGAAUGGCCAAAUCCUUUGAAAUGAUUAUGCUCAGCAGAUUUUUCACUGGUGUGAAUGCAGGUGUAAGCAUGAACAUUCAGCCCAUGUAUCUGGCAGAGAGUGCCCCAAAGAAGCUCAGAGGAGCUGUGGCCUUGACCUCUGCAUCGUUUACAGCCCUGGGGCUGGUGCUGGGGCAGGUUGUUGGACUGAGGGAGCUCCUAGGAGGGGAGGAGAACUGGCCAUUGCUCUUAGCAAGCAAUGUGGUUCCUGCUCUGAUCCAGCUCACAGCUCUGCCUUGGUUCCCUGAAAGCCCCAGAUAUCUCUUGAUUGACCGUGGAGACAAAGAAUCCUGCAUCUCUGCACUGCAGAAGCUCAGAGGCACCAGUGACCUGAGUGCAGAGCUGGAAGAGAUGCUGGCAGAGCAGGCUGCUGUUAAAGGCCAGAGAGCAAAGAACCCAUGGGAGCUGUUCCAGAACCCAGCUCUGAGGUGGCAGCUGGUGAGCAUCGUGGUGCUGAGCAGCGCCAUGCAGCUCUGCGGGAAUGACUCGAUGUACUUUUAUGCAGCUUAUGUGUUCCAAGAGGCCGGAAUUCCUCAGGACAAGAUCCCCUAUGUUGUAAUCGGCACGGGAAGCUGUGAGCUGAUCACAUCUGUCACUUGUAACAUGAUUAUAGACUAUGCUGGUCGGAGGCCGCUGCUGCUGGGGGGAUAUAUCUUCAUGGCAGGAUGGGCCAUUGUCUUCAUGGUCGCUCUGAGCCAGCAGACUCAGAUUAGCUGGAUGCCUUAUCUCAGCAUGGCCUGCAUUUUCGCCUAUAUCCUGAGCUUUGGAAUCGGACCAGCUGGUGUAACAGGAGUUCUGCCCACAGAGGUUUUUGAUCAAAUGUCCCGACCAGCUGCUUACAUGAUCUGUGGCUCCCUGCUCUGGUUCAACCUGUUUCUGGUUGGAACAGCCUUUCCAUUCAUUGUGAAGAGUCUAGCACAUUUCUGCUACAUCCCAUUCCUUGUGGUCUGUGUCUGCACUGCCCUCUACGUUUGGUUUUUCCUUCCUGAGACAAAGGGAAAGUCCUUCCUGGAAAUCUCGGAGGAGUUCAGGAGACGGAACUUCAGAACUAGGACCCGUGCAGGUUUCUAUAAAGGGCCUGAGGAGAUCAAAACCACCACAUUGUAGCAGAAGAAAGGAAGAUGGUGUCUGGGGGAAUUCUGCAGUGAAUUCAGCAGUGGCUCUGUGCCCUUGCAGGGACACAAAGAGAGAACUUAGGGACAAUGUAUUUACUCUUAGGUCCUUAAGUUCACCUUGAAAACAUACACUUGAACUGAUAAAUCCAAGCAAAAGUUCAACAAUCUGUUCUCAGCUUUUAGUACUGAGUGACACAUGUAUAUUUUAGAAUCCAUAUCAGAGAGUGACAGAAUGAUGCCUUAUUCUCUUAUCAUCAUAAAACACCAUGUAACACUUUAGAAAAUUUCUCCACAAUUUUUCCAAACAGUAACUCCCAUUUCAGAAGUCCUUCUUUCCUUGCCCCUGAAUCUGGGCUUUCUAACACAGAAAUUAAUGCGAUUAAAUUCUGUUUUCAGACACCAGAUGAAAUUUUCAGUACCUUGUCGUGGUGCUCCCGUUGUUUCUGUUAUUAAGUGAUUUCAAAUAGACCCCUACUUGUUAAGCAAUAGUGAACAGUUAAUUAUUUUCAGCUAUAAAAACAUGUGACAGAUGGAUUAGAAAGAAAGCUUCUAGUACUUGCUAAGUGGCUUAUUAUACAACAGACUUUUGGGCAUUGUUUUGUAGACUAUUUAAUCUGGACUGGUUUUCUUCAUGGCUUGUUUGUUGUCUUCCAGUCCUAUGUUGUAAAGCACAAGUAAUUCCCUGGUCCAGUUUGUUCUGCUCCCAGGGACACUGCUGGUGCAUCUUGUAGGGUUUUACACCUGUGCAUCUGCUUUUGGAUGUGGAUCUUUAGAUCACACCACAGUGUUCUCUGCAGCAUGUCCUUGUUGUGUCCUUAGAGCACACUGGCAAAGACCCAGAUGUGACUGAUUCUUUUUAGUUAAUCUGAUACAGAACAGGGAGCACUCCUCACUGAACAUUUCACAGGCAUUGGCCUGACUGCUUAAGUUUCUUUUAGUUUCUUCUCAAAGUCAUCAUCAAGCCACCUCUUUUCUUUUGACUUUGUAUGAAAGUCACAGCACUGCUCAUGUUUGCAACAAAGAAGAACACGUACAUUUUCAAAAUAAGUAGGUAAAGUUUCUUUCAGCGUAUUUUUAAAGUAAAUUUAAAAAAAAAACGCAGUGUUUUUGAAUAAAAAGACUGUAAAAAUUUCUGGAGUGUAUUACUGUCAUGCUGGGCAUGAGUGGAGCAGCAGAACUAUUUCUCAGAAGAGGAAUCUGUGCAAGAACUCUCUUUCACUACCCAAAGUUUAUAACAUAUGAAAAAUAAAAGUAAACUUGUUUU
Messenger RNA from Parus major (Great Tit), 2888 nucleotides. Its product is annotated as solute carrier family 2, facilitated glucose transporter member 11-like. The record is from RefSeq and is a predicted model, not a curated record. Lineage: Eukaryota; Metazoa; Chordata; Aves; Passeriformes; Paridae. Gene Ontology annotation, biological process: monosaccharide transmembrane transport. Gene Ontology annotation, cellular component: membrane. Gene Ontology annotation, molecular function: hexose transmembrane transporter activity. The transcript has 11 exons. The coding region runs from base 90 to 1616 and encodes 508 amino acids.